AACCAACCCCCAUCCUACCUCCUCUCUUCUCUUCAGUUCAAUAUAUACCUGCGCCUAGUUUCCAACCAAUUCAGAGAAUCACAUACACAAACUACACGAGCACCAAAUCAAGCAUUCAAACUGACCAUGGGCUGCAGAAGAACCAGUGCAGUUACUCUUCUUCUUGUAGUCACCCUGCUCGUCUCCUUGCUCGCUCCUCACCUCCCCAUUGCAUGUGCUCGCCAUGUUGUGGUGCUGCACGCAAACAAUGGCUUGAACAACAGAGGAAACAUGGACCUUGCGAAGGAGCCAUCCUCGGCGUCGAACGAUGGUUCAGCUGCGAAGAAAGGACUCUCAGGGCGGAAGCUCGGUGCGGGGAACAAGGAGGAAGCUGUGGGAGCCACAGGAGCGACGACGACUUCAGCAGGCCCACGACUGCGAACAGUGGAAAUGCGCGCGGCGGCGAAGCAAGGGGACGCGGCCACGGAGAUGUACGACAUGCUCAGGAGAGACUACGGGUGGAAGGCGAGCCGCCGCCGGCCGAUCAACAACGGCGCGGAGCCGCUGCAGGAGGAGCCAUAGAUAGCUGCACUGCAUGCUGCGCCGGCGUCUUGGGCCAGUUGGGCUGGACCCGGGCGUGCGUGGCACGGACACUGCUCGGUACAUAGUUAGAGCUAGGCAGUAGCUAGCUAGCUGUUCCUUUAGAUUCUAAUCGUAGUUGAACAAUGUUAAUCAGUAGGGUCAAUACAUAGCCAGUUGCCCAUAUGGAAUAAUGCCAUAGCUAGAUAGCUACCCUGCAGGGGUUGGCUAGCCAUAAUCAAGCUUCCAAGCUGGACAUUCUGCUUAGCCCUGAUUGCAAGAGCAUGAAUCAUUCAUGUGCAGAUCAUGGGCA
This is a messenger RNA of Phragmites australis (common reed), 871 nucleotides long. RefSeq lists its product as uncharacterized. The coding region runs from base 127 to 561 and encodes 144 amino acids. NCBI's taxonomy places the organism in Eukaryota, Viridiplantae, Streptophyta, Magnoliopsida, Poales, Poaceae. The record is from RefSeq and is a predicted model, not a curated record. The transcript is spliced from 3 exons.